This is a messenger RNA of Colletotrichum lupini, 423 nucleotides long. RefSeq lists its product as uncharacterized. NCBI's taxonomy places the organism in Eukaryota, Fungi, Ascomycota, Sordariomycetes, Glomerellales, Glomerellaceae. Bases 1 to 423 code for a protein of 140 amino acids. The transcript has 2 exons. The record is from RefSeq and is a predicted model, not a curated record.
AUGGAACUCUGCAGAUUUACACAUCGGAUCUGGCGCAAAGCUUGCUGCGCCGCGGCACACUCGGACGACGGAAAUGCCGGCUCCGGCGGAAUGGACCGUUUCUCAAUCCCGUUCCCGGCCGAUACACUACGCAUCGCCCUGCUAGGAAGGCGACUGAGGGAACAACUUCCGAGAGACACUGUUCACACAUGGGACUCAAGACCUGAACUUGGAAGAAACUCUUGGCGUACGUUUGAUAAUGUUGGCCUCGCUCUUGCAGUCGUCAGCCUGCGGCUUUACUUGGUGCGAACCUCGCCGACGGGUAUAAUCCUAUGCUUCCAUCCGGGAUUUGAAGCUGCACUGAGGAUUGGUCUUGGAUCAUUUCAUAAGCAGCACCAAUCUCCUCACUUACGUUCCUGCCACCUUGACAUCCCCUGCGCUUGA